Molecule: messenger RNA, 857 nt
Organism: Fukomys damarensis (Damara mole-rat)
Lineage: Eukaryota; Metazoa; Chordata; Mammalia; Rodentia; Bathyergidae
Product: transmembrane protein 14C
Exons: 6
Coding region: 63-407 (114 amino acids)
Biological process (GO): regulation of heme biosynthetic process
Cellular component (GO): mitochondrial membrane
Source: RefSeq, a predicted model, not a curated record
CUCUUCGGCGGUCUGCGGUCCUCCGGUGCAGGUCUGGUGUGGACUCCUGCCUGGACACAACGAUGCAGAGGAACCCCGGCCCACUAGUGCCUUUACAUUAUUUUGGCUUUGGCUAUGCAGCCCUGGUUGCUACUGGUGGGAUCGUUGGCUAUGUAAAAGCAGGUAGUGUGCCGAGCCUGGCGGCCGGGCUCUUCUUCGGGAGUUUGGCAGGCCUGGGUGCUUACCAGCUGUCUCAGGACCCCAGGAACAUUUGGGUUUUCCUAGCUACAUCUGGGACCUUGGCUGGCAUCAUGGGAAUGAGGUUCUACCACUCUGGAAAAUUUAUGCCUGCAGGUUUAAUUGCAGGUGCCAGUUUGCUGAUGGUUGUUAAAAUUGGAAUUAAUGUGUUGGAUAGACCACGGACAUAGUAGUCACAUCCCAGCUAGAGCUCAUGAAGAAUUAAAAAUCUCCGGACUUCCACUUUUUAAAUGUAUUAAAGAAAUGCAACAUAUUUACAUACUUUAGCAUUUUACUUAAAACAAACACUGAACUUGAUGGGGAAAAACAUUAUUAGUCUUUGCCUUCACAACCCUUCAGAGGUGGUGAAUGUAUAAGAAAAGAGCUUCACAAUGCCCUCAUAUGGUUGGUUCUCUGGUGAUGUUAUCUCUUCUUUCUGUAUCAGUAGUUAAAGUCACAAGAGGUAAAAUGUUAGGAGUCAACAUUGGGAUCCCCAAAGUCUCAUGCCUUGCUCAGAAGAACAGUGUGAAAAAACUCUGUUCUUGAAACUUGGGGUGUAUGUUCUUUUGCUCAUCAUAGACUUACUUACUUUGAAAUUAUGUUAAAUGGAAUAAUCAAAAUAAAAUUUACUACGAAUAACA